Arctia plantaginis is the source of this 357-nucleotide messenger RNA. The record is from the annotation of a GenBank genome assembly. Lineage: Eukaryota; Metazoa; Arthropoda; Insecta; Lepidoptera; Erebidae.
AUGAUAUUAGACGACGUUAAAGACUAUUUUGGCGAUAUGCCUCCAAAACGUGGACGACGAGGGGUCAGUGAUGUUGAUGAAGAUGACGACGAUUACAGACGCAAAAGGGACAGAAACAAUGAGGCAGUAAAAAAGAGCCGAUUUAAGUCAAAACAGAAGACACAGGAAACAUUCACAAGGGUCAGCAAUUUGAAAGCAGAGAACCAAGUUCUAGAAGAUAGAGUAAAGACCUUGACAAAAGAGUUACAAUUUUUGAAAGAACUCUUUUUAGCACAUGCAUCAAACACACAGAACUCUAAGUUUGAUGGAAUUGACCUACAGAAGCUUCUAGAAGAUAUUCCAGAUGAGAAGAAAUAA